GGGAGAAGUUUCCACUGACCCUCAACAGAAUCAUCGUGGUCCAGCGGAAAAACCCUGUGACGCCCGAGAGAGUCGCUAUGAGUCGCUUUUCCUUCCUCCAUACCCUCCAUAAGACAAUGGGAACCACGCAGUGUUAGUCGGGUUGGGAAAUCUACCCUGCAAAAAAAUAUCACUGCGAGACACCAUGCCUGUCAUCGACAUCACCAAGGACCUGUCGGCACUUUUCCGCCAGCAGGUCCAAGUGACGCCCGAUGCGGUGGCGUUGGAGGACGACACGGCGACAUACACCUAUGUCGAACUGGACCGAAAGGUCGAGGCGCUCUCCAAUCUCCUCCGCAAGCACAAGGUCGGCCGAGACAGCCUCGUGGGCGUGCUCCUCCCACGCAGUGCCAACUAUGUAAUUGCCUGUCUGGCAGCGCUCCGGGCAGGCGGGGCCUUUCUCGUCCUCGAACUGGCUUACCCUCCUGAACUCCUGGCAGACGUGAUUGACGAUGCCCAACCGGCUGUAGUGGUCACAUACCGCGCCGAAGUGGGUAAGAUCAAGGAAGGGAUUCCUCUCAUCACUCUGGAUGAAGAGCAGACGGACACCAAUGGAGAUGUGAAAGACCUACCUCCGGUGCCUGCUGAUGAUGAUCUGGACAGACUUGCCUUCGUCUCAUAUUCUUCGGGAACGACGGGCAAACCGAAGGGGAUCGCAAACCCUCACCGAGCCCCAGUACUUUCGUACGACCUGCGAUUCGGGAUUCGCGAUCUGCAGCCCGGCGAUCGUGUCGCCUGCAAUGUCUUCUUCAUCUGGGAGAUCCUGCGUCCACUGCUGCGGGGAGCGACUGUCGUUGCAGUGCCAGACGAGGCCAGUUAUGACCCCCCUGCGCUCGUGGACCUCCUCGCUUCCAAGAAUAUCACCGAGACUCUUAUGACCCCGACGCUCUUGGCCGCGGUGCUGUCGCGCCAUCCAAAGAUCGGGGUUCGCCUUCCGAAGCUGCGGACCUUGUGGCUGAACGGCGAAGUCGUCACAACUGACUUGGGCCGUCGAGCAAUCAAGGCUCUACCCAACACAACCCUGCUCAACUGCUACAGCGCCUGCGAAACCCACGAGAUUGCGUGUGGAGAUAUUGGAAAGAUGCUGGACGACGAGGCCAACUACUGUCCGGUCGGCCCUCCUCUAGAUCCAGAACACACCUACAUUCUCGAUGAGAGUGGUCAAAAGGUGGAAGGUGGAGAAAGCGGAGAGCUUUUCGUCGGCGGAUCCCUCCUUGCCCGCGGCUACAUCAAUCGUCCUGAGACAACUGCCAAAGCCUUCACGCCUGACCCAUUUGACUCGGCGCCGGGAUCGCGCAUGUACAGAACCGGAGACCAGGCACGCAUUCUUCCGUCAGGACUUUUGGAAAUCACUGGUCGUGUCGGAGCCAUGAUCAAGCUUCGCGGCUAUUCCGUCGUGCCCGGAAAGGUCGAGCAUGCCAUCGUCCAACAUCUCGCUGUUCGACAUUGUGCGGUCACGGCUCAUGGCGAGGCGUUAGAACGGCAACUAGUUGCAUAUAUCGUCCGGGAUAAGGAGUCUUCUUCAGAUCGCCCGGAGCUGGAGGUUAACGAGCUGGGCCACAGUCCAGCGGCAAGACGGACGCUCUCGCCAUACCUAGCUCACUAUAUGAUUCCAGCUCUGUGGGUGGAGGUGGAGGAAUUGCCUACCAACGCAGUCUCUGGCAAGGUCGAUCUCAAACGUCUUCCUCCACCCCCAAGCCCCAACGCUGUCAACGGCAAUGGUGCAUUGAAUGGGCACAAGGGAGACCACGAUUCAAUUGACAUUGAGGCCAUAGCUGAAAUCUGGGCCGCAAGUCUCAAGAUCUCACGCAGCACCAUAACGCCGGAGCACAGCUUUUUCGACCUUGGCGGUCAUUCUUUGACGCUUGCCGACCUGUCUGCACGCUUCUCUAGGGUUCUUGGAGUCAAGGUGCCCCUCGCACGGCUCGUCGACCCCGCAACUCUCAACGGCCACCUGGAAACGGUGCGAUCUGUGAGAGACGGUCAUGCAGCAGCGGUGCAAGCUCAUCUGCCUGAUGUCCUUCGGAAAGACUCGUCCCUUGAGGACAGCAUUCGACCGACAAAUGCUACUAUAUGUGCGGCCAGCAAAGCAAAUACGAUCCUUCUAACAGGUGUGACUGGCUUCUUGGGCGCAUUCUUGUUGAACGAUCUGCUGGAAAGCACAUCGGCCAAGAUACUGUGCCUUGUACGCUUCAGUGAUCCUUCAGAGGCCGAUCUGCCGGAAGGCAUUGCGAGGAUGCGGAGGCAUCUCCUUGAUUUGGGACUGUGGCGGGACUCGAUUAUGGAACGUGUCGAGAUCCUCCCCGGCAACUUGUCCCGGCCACGGCUAGGUCUCUCCCCGGACGCCUUCGAGGAACUCACAGGCCGUGUCCAAGUUAUUUUCCACGCUGCCGCCAGCGUCAACUUAGUGUACCCCUACGCUGCCCUCCGAGACGCUAACGUAGGUGGAACAAGGGAAAUCUUGCGUCUGGCAUGUCGUGCUGGAGCCACAGUGCAGUAUAUAUCCACGAAUGGUGUGCUGCCGCCAUCUCGAGAAGGCUGGAGUGAGGAUUCCAUGCUGGACGUGGACGAUGUCCCAGAGAAACUGGCCGAUGGGUAUGGCCAGUCAAAAUGGGUCGCAGAGAAACUCGUGCGUGAAGCUGGCCUUCGAGGCUUGCCGGUGAAGAUUCACCGAGCGGGGACAAUCAGCGGUCACAGUACCACAGGCGCAGGGAACGCGUGGGAUCUGCUUAAUGCGAUCAUUGUUGAAUCCAUCAACCUUGGAUAUGCGCCAGAUGUGGAAGGCUGGCGCGCCGAGAUGACCCCGGUCGAUUUUGUUAGCAAAGCCAUCAUCCAUCUCUCAAAUCAAACCAGCACCACGCAGUUCGUUUUCCACCUCGGCGAUCCUGAUCCCGUACAAACUCGGUCAGUCUUUAAAGAUCUAGAAGUGCUUGGAUAUCCCACCAAACCACUCCCUUGGGACGAUUGGGUUGGCCGAUGGCAGGAAAACCGAGGCACUCUGAAAGGUGGAGAUGGUGCCUUUACCAUUGAUAUCCUCCGCAGCGGCAUGCCGAGUGUCGAGUUUUUGAGGGGCAUUGUCGUGUUGAACAACGCCGCUACCAGACCUUUACGGGCCGUUGUUGAACGACCUAAGGUUGAUAGCGUAUUGCUCGAAACGUACGCUCGCCAUUGGUUUGCCCGAGGAUGGUUGCCUCAUCCACCGUCCCGUCAACACGCCCUGGGCGGCACUGCGCAGCCCAUACGAAGAGGACCCCUGAGCGGACGUGUGGCUGUCAUUACCGGAGCUUCAUCUGGAAUCGGCGCCGCAGUUGCUGCUGCUCUGGCACGCGAAGGCCUCCAUCUGGCUUUGGGCGCUCGCCGCAAGGACGCUCUCGAGGCUGUGAAGAGCAGACUUGUGGUCCGCGAGGGCAAGGUGAUAGUUCAACAGACGGAUGUAACAGACAGGAAGCAGGUCGAGCGCCUCAUUCAAGCGGCGAAUGACGAGCUUGGGCCGGUCGAUAUCCUGGUCUCGUGCGCUGGUGUCAUGUAUUACACCAUGAUGGCAAAUGCACACAUAGAAGAUUGGGAUCGUACAGUCGAUGUGAACUGCAAGGGGCUUCUACAUUGCCUUUCCUCGGUCGUGCCGUCAAUGAUCUCGCGCGGAAGCGGGCACAUUGUCGCCAUCUCGUCGGAUGCAGGCCGGAAGGUCUUUCCUGGCUUGGGUGUCUACUCGGCUAGCAAGUUCUUUGUCGAAGCCACGCUGCAGAGUCUGCGCUUGGAGACCGCGGGGACUGGGUUGCGUGUCACGAGUGUGCAACCUGGCAACACGGCGACUGAGCUCCUUGGCAUGUCCACGGAUGCUGAAGCAAUCAAGAAAUAUGGUGAACCGACUGGUGCGCAGAUCUUGGACCCGGAAGAUGUGGCCAAUUCGAUUGUCUAUGCAUUGAGGCAGCCGCAACAUGUCGCUGUGAAUGAAGUUUUGAUCGAGCCCAGGGAGGAGCCGAUUUAAGCCAACCUCGUUGUGUGUCCCCUGGCACGCAUCAUGGCGCUCCACGGGUUCAUCGGCGUGCCUUGUGUGGGAGAGAACAGCCUUGAGAAUUGAAGGGAGGCGAUCAUUUCUUCUUGUGUGUUACAUAGGAUUGGUAGCUCCAAAACUCGGGCCAGUUGUGGUGUCUGCUAUUAGUUACUCGAGGAUGGAAGGCAAGCGGCAACAAGGGGAAAAUUCAGAAACAGCAUAAUGAAAGAAUCCGCUCUAAAGGACCAAGACGUAAGGACUUUGACACGGAAAUAGCGUAUACUACUCCUCUUAUGACGAGAGAAGCAUGUUCUUGCAC
Molecule: messenger RNA, 4352 nt
Organism: Cladophialophora immunda
Lineage: Eukaryota; Fungi; Ascomycota; Eurotiomycetes; Chaetothyriales; Herpotrichiellaceae
Exons: 1
Coding region: 185-4027 (1280 amino acids)
Molecular function (GO): phosphopantetheine binding
Source: RefSeq, a predicted model, not a curated record